AUGGACGUGGAAAAUGAAAAUGAAGAAGAGAACACCAAGCAGGAGAACAUCGACAAGGGGAGCUCCCCAUCUAAGGUCAAAGGUCACAGCCCAGAGAUCAGUCAAGAAGGCAGCACCAAAAAGAAAAGCCCUCCUGCUGGUGGAGAAGGUCGUAGGUCAAAGUCGCCCAAAGGUCACCCAAAGGUCAAAGGGAAGGAAUCGCCAGCAAAAAGCGAGGAAAGCAAAAAAAGGAAACCGACCACACCUACCAAGUCUGACAAUGUGGAAGAACAUGAUGUGCCUGUUUGUACGAAGAAAAAAGGCCCCUCUGGUUCACCAGGUUCCAGCACAAGGCCAACCUCUCCCAAAUCUUCAGAGACAUCAGAUGGUAAAAAGGAUUCAGCAGACAAAGUUAGUCCCAAAAGAGCCAAGAGCAUGUCCCCAAAAGGGGAAGGGAAUAAUAAAAGGAGAAAGACCCCAACCAAAAGUAAUUCUCCAAAAUCUACAAGUCCUGGCAUUCUUAUAUCACCUUCUAAAGACCUUCUUCUCAAAGCAAAACCAGUUAUUGAGGUGGAGGAUAUAAAAAGUCCAAGUAAAGUUAAAAGGGAAAGGAACCCAGCUGUAUUAACUGAGUCAAGUCCCAAAAGGAAGACGGGUGCUGGGAAUAAGUCACCUAAAAUGUCAAAAAGUCCUGAAGAAGGAAAGAAAUCUGCAAAAACAACCAGUCCCAAAGUCAAAACUAAAAAAGAAACCCAAGGUCAGGUCAAGGUCACACCUGAUAGGAGUCCAUCAAAAGAAGACAAAAUACCGCAAGAGUUGGAGCCUCUGGAUACUAAAACAGGAGAAUUACGAAAAAGUCCUGGAGAAAAAAUAGAACAUGGGAAUAAGAAAGAUCUGCCUAAAAUUCAGCAAGAACCAAAGGCUUCCCCAGAGAAGAAGUCUAAAAGUAAGGCCUCAAAACUUCCAGAGACUGCAAAGUUAGUUGAUGAAGGAGAUGAUGAAGGAAAAACUGCCCAGGGAAGCUCAGCAAAAACUACACCCCCUGCUGGAAAAGGGAAAGGUACAAGAAAUAAAACACCAGACAGAAAGAAAACAGGCAAAGGUGAAAGUGUCGGAAAGAGUGCAAAGCAGAAAAGUCCAGACGGUAAGAAACUUGCCAAAGAAGACGAUGAAAAGAAUGGAAAAAUGAAAACACAUGAUGGAAAGAAACCUGAGAAAGAUGAAUAUGUGCAAAAAGGAUCAGAUCCCAAGAUUCCAGAGGGAAAGAAACUUGGAAAAGAUGACAGUGGAAAAGAGAAGGAUUCACAACCCCCAGAAUCAAGGAAAAAGACAGAAAAUGUUAUAUCAAAAAAAGGUGAUGAGGAGUUCUCUGACAAGGAAGAAAUGGAAGGUACUAAAAAAACAGAAGAAUAUGACCCCCUCCCAAAACCGACUUCAAGGAAGGUAAAUGAAAAUGAAGAUGAAAAGAAAAAUGUUCUACCUGAGGAAUACAAGCUGUGCUCUGAAGAAGCUUCAGCUUGUCCUGGGGCAAAAGAAUCGAUACCAUGUGACCAAGAGGAGCCCAAGUCUAAGCAAGUAAAGCCUUUGGUUCCAGAUGCUAAAGAGGACCAGGAAAUUAAAACUGAUGAAAACCACUAG
Molecule: messenger RNA, 1617 nt
Organism: Lingula anatina
Lineage: Eukaryota; Metazoa; Brachiopoda; Lingulata; Lingulida; Lingulidae
Biological process (GO): regulation of transcription by RNA polymerase II
Source: RefSeq, a predicted model, not a curated record